AUGAAGGUCGUGUGUGUGUCCGACACGCACGGACUGCACGAAGAAGCUGCGGCCGUCCCGGACGGGGACGUGUUCGUCCACGCAGGCGACUUCACCGACACGGGCGAGCGGGACGAAGUGCUGGCGUUCAACGAGUACUUGGGGCGGCUGCCGCAUCGGUACAAGCUCGUGAUCGCUGGGAACCACGAGUCGUCGUUCGAUCGCCACUUCUACGCCGGGUACUGGCACCUCUACGGCCACCGACAGCAGUACGAUCCGGAUGAAGUGCGCGCGCUGCUGACCAAUGCGCUGUAUCUGGAAGACGAGGCGGUAGAGAUUGAGGGUUACGUCUUUUACGGCACGCCAUGGCAGCCCGAGUUUUGCAACUGGGCGUUCAACUUACCUCGGGGCGACGCGCUGCUCCGUCGGUGGAAAUGCAUCCCAACCGACACGGACGUGCUGAUCACCCACACGCCUCCUCAAGGCCACGGAGACCGUGUGGGCUGCACAAACGUUGGUUGUGCGGAUUUGCUAUCGGAAGUAGAGCAUCGAGUGCAUCCCAAGCUGCACGUGUUUGGACACGUGCACGAAGGCUAUGGACAGAGUUCGAGUCCAGACGGCAAAACUACGUACUUUAACGCUUCAGUAUGUACUCACAAGUAUGAACCGGUAAACGCGCCCUUAGUGUUCGAGUUGACGGAUCCACCGAAGCGAGAGGGGCGCCUUAAACGUCUACCGCUACUGAUGUCUUCCUCAUCUCACACUAGUUGCCAAGCUAAUUGCAACGCAAGCAGCCGUGACGACAGCAGCAUCAGCAGCACAUUGGCGGCAGUAGAUGAAAUGGUUGACGUGCAUGCAGAUGCACCGAUCGAGGCGGACCCCAAGAAGUACGCCUUGAUGCUGCACGAAUGGCUACGCCUGUGCUCCCACAAGCCUAUGUUCGUUGAAAAGCAUGGUGUCCGAGGCACAGUGCGCAAAAGCAGCAGCAAGGAAAUGCUGCGGGACUUUCGGGUGGAUGGCACGACGUCUGGGCUGCUAUUUGAAAGCACGUUAAGGUUACGUCCUGUCAUCAAUGUGCAGAAACGCGCGCUGAGAUACCUCUUCGCGCAAGGGUUCCACGCUAAUGCUGACAACUACAAGGAGGAGGUAGACGAGAUCUCAGCGAUUGCUGUCCCGAUUGAGGGCUGCGAUGAACAAGACGCGUCGAAGACCGGUUUCGCGGACAGCGAAAAGAUCAGGCCAAUAAAAGAGCGGCGAAAGCAUGGCAUUUCUCGCCGUGUAACUGUGGCCGUUUUGGACGAUAUUGACGAAGAAAAAGAAGGAAUGGACGAAGGCGCUCGACAGCACGUGCAGCAGGCUCGUCUAGGAGCUGCCGCACUUGGUAAAUCGAAUGUUGGAAGUGCUGAUGUGCCUAUUCGUGGUUCACGACGGAGUAGGGCCCUACAGCGCCGAUCAGCAGUAUCAAAACUUGCUCCGCUUUCUGAGGAUUCGAUUGAAGCUGAUGGAAGCUGCAGCAGCGCAGUGGGCACAGUGGGCACAGUCGUGCUUGAGGGGCUCGCGAAAGAGGCUCCUACAGUUCCUGAAGCUGCAGUCAAUGCAGAUUCAUGCGUCACGGAGUGUGUUUUGUGCAAGUAUAAUGUCCACGGCCAUAUUCAUCCGGGGGAGAAGACAAGCGAAAAGACUGAAGCACUGGCCGCGACCCCGCGUGUCGUUGAGUGUGUGAUGUGCAAAUAUAAAGUGUCUGGCCACGUCCAUGCAGAGACUCAACCUCUGUCACCGCCCGAGCCAUCGCCCCAUCCAGCAGUGAUGCAACAAGACACAAAGCAGAGUGGGCCGCGCCCCAGAGCUGACAAGCCACCAUCUAAUCAUCUGUCGUCCUGGUUCUGA
Hyaloperonospora brassicae is the source of this 1866-nucleotide messenger RNA. The record is from the annotation of a GenBank genome assembly. NCBI's taxonomy places the organism in Eukaryota, Oomycota, Peronosporomycetes, Peronosporales, Peronosporaceae.